Ambispora gerdemannii is the source of this 897-nucleotide messenger RNA. NCBI's taxonomy places the organism in Eukaryota, Fungi, Glomeromycota, Glomeromycetes, Archaeosporales, Ambisporaceae. The record is from the annotation of a GenBank genome assembly.
AUGCGCAGCCUGGUAUGGAAUCUAAGACACAAUCCGGUUCUUCGUAAGAGGGCAAUGCAAACUGACGAACAACAAUGCGAAAACCAGCGAAUCCAACUAGAAAACUUGCACACUUCAAUCAAGAAACCGGAACCGACCGCUGUGAGAUAUGACAAUGGUGACUUGUACAAGCCAUCGGGUAUUAUAGGUGGUAAUGGAGUUGAUGCUGACUCCAAUUGGUUCGGGAAAACAAGAAUCAUUUCUUUGAAUUCAAUGAUUGAAAAACACAUUUUAAUCACGUUACCACAUUCCCCUCUCGUCACACUAUCGGUAGUAUUAUAUCAACCAUUACCCACCACUACCACCAAUUCUACCCAAAAAUCCGCAUUACUUCUCACUUCCUACAAAUAUGAAUAUCAACGCGGCCUUAUUCCUUUAUACAAAGAUAUCAUGAACGGGUUAACGGCAGCCGGUAUCUCUUGUGUACAAAUGAGGUUUACGAGUAAACCCGAAAAUUUAGAAUAUUGCAUUCAAGAUAUACUUGAAGUUAUUGAGAAAGUAAAACGCGAUUAUGGAAUUGAAAAAUUUGUGAUUGCUGGUUGGAGUUUUGCUGGUGCGAUAGUGUUGCGUAUUGCUGCAUCGAAACGUUCGAGAUUGAUUUAUGGUUGUGUGACACUUGGUAUUCAGUCAACUGAACCAAUUUCAAUGGAAACAAUGCGCAAAAUAUCCCCGUUGCCGAUUCUUAUAAUUCACGGAUACAGAGACAAUCAAGCCGACAUUCGCAUUUCUAAAGAAUUAUAUUGUAAUGCGUUAGCGCCUAAAGGAAUUUAUUUACCUUUCAGUGUUGAUCAUCAGUUUAUCGUAAAAGAAAAUACAACGAAAAAAAUUGUUAAUUUUUGUAAGAAUGCUUUUGAUUGA